Jaminaea rosea is the source of this 1485-nucleotide messenger RNA. Its product is annotated as DUF89-domain-containing protein. Gene Ontology annotation, cellular component: nucleus; cytoplasm. Gene Ontology annotation, molecular function: phosphatase activity. The record is from RefSeq and is a predicted model, not a curated record. The transcript has 8 exons. NCBI's taxonomy places the organism in Eukaryota, Fungi, Basidiomycota, Exobasidiomycetes, Microstromatales. Gene Ontology annotation, biological process: DNA damage response. The coding region runs from base 1 to 1485 and encodes 494 amino acids.
AUGGCCGACGUCAAAACGCACGCGUCCUCUAAGCCGCCUUCUCGUACCAUCCUCAGCCUCGGCAACUUGCCGCCAAAGCGCACCCAGUUUGAACCCGUCAGGACGGCGUCGCGCGUCGAUCCGGAGAACCCCCCAUGGCCAGCCUACAGAGGCUACCACAAAUUCUCCUUCGCCAAUGCGACAAUGGGUCAGCGUCUGCCCACCAUCCUUGGCAAGGCAAUCGACGAUACGAUCCGCACUCUCAACGAGGAGUACGACGAGACGCGCAUCGUUGAUCUGACCAAGUGCAUCGAACGUAUGCAGGAGCUUAUGAAGGAUCUGCAAACCAACCAGAACCUCAGAGUCAUCAAAGACGACGGCGAGGGCGAUGUGGCGAUGUGGAACAAGGAGAUUGCCAAAUUCUUUCGGGGCAAAAACUUUAUGAAUGCCACCUGGCUCUUCGCCGAAGCCUACAAGUACCGUCGCCUUCACGAGUGCUUCUCCAUCUCGCAACACUGGAAGGACUAUGACGUCUUCUUCCGGCAGAAGUGCGACACGUUCAGCCGCUCCUCGACGGCCGUCUUCGAGCUCUCGACGCGCUUUGCCGAGCCAUUCGAGUAUGCCAAGCAGGCCUCUGAUGCCGACAAGUUGAAGGCGGCCAAGCUCGUCUUCCAUGAGUUGACCCAGGUCUGCUUGUGGGGCAAUGCGACGGAUCUGAGCCUCCUGAUCAACAUGACGGAGGACGACAUCAAGAAUCUGCAGUCGACGGGUGGAGAGCAUUUGGCUGAAACCGAGAAGAAUAUCCUGGGCAAUGACCUUGACAAGAUCUGGGAGACCAAAGUAUCGAAGCUCAAGGGCGGUCGAAUCGACUUCGUUCUGGACAAUGCUGGGUUUGAGCUCUACUGCGACUGCGUAUACGCCGACUGGCUGAUCCAGAGCGGUAUCGCCAAUGAGAUCCACUUCCACGGCAAGCGAUUCGCCUGGUUCGUCUCCGAUGUCACUCGAAAGGAUUGGUCGUGGCUCCUCAACUCGAUGAUGUACGGCUCUCUCUUCCCCAACGCCUCGGACUCCGAGCUUGCCUCGCUGCGUCAGAUGGCUGCCAGAUGGAAGAAGUACGAGCAGGAGGGCAAAUGGGUCUACGAGCAGCAUCCCUUCUGGUGCACCGGCUACGCCUACUGGUCACUCCCUUCUGAGGCGCCCGAUCUCUUCAUUCAUCUAGCCGAGUCGGACCUGGUCAUCUUUAAGGGAGACCUCAAUGCUCGUCGUCUUUGCUACGACUGUCAAACUCCCGCAUCGAUUCCAUUCGAAACGGCCAUUGGUCCCAUGAGCUCGGCAGAUGGAGCCCCGCCCGUCGUGUCGCUCAGGACCGUCAAGAGUGACGUGGUCGUAGGAGUAGAUCAGGAAAGGGCGGAUAAGCUGGACAAGGAGGAGCCUGGUUGGAGGAUCUCGGGCAAGUACGCCGUCGUGCUGUACAGUGAGGGGACGCCGGGGGAGCCUAACCCGUAG